UUGGGGAAGGGGGGACACCAUCACCAGCACAUUUCUUGCCCUUUAGUUCGCAUGACAGGAAACAGACCCAGCAAGAAGUGAAGAAGCCCCCAAACGCUGGUCAAUAGUCUUGGGUUGACCCCCGGUGUAUGUGGAGAGGUGUGUGUGAGUGUGGCGUCUUGGAAGAGAUACCGAGGUCGAGUCUUGUGGGAAAAAUUAUGAGCUGCGUGGAGAGGAACACUUCUGAAACAGUGGAGACAUGAUAAGAUUGAAUCAUCGCCAACCAUUCAGACGAUAAGCCUAUAGGGGGACGUAGCAGUCCUCCGCCUACUUCUUCUUCUGCUCCUCCUCCUCCUCCUCCUCCUCCUCCAGUCCUCCCUAUGGAAACCGCUACCUCUGAAGCGCCGUUGCAAAGGGUCGCCACUUGAGUGACUCCACCGGCGUCUCGUCGUAGCUGCGUCGUCGUCAUGCAGCUGGCAACGACACCACAGCAGCUCCAGCAACCAUCAUGGCACUACACUUCAGUGCCAACCAGUACGACGGCGCCUACCGUGGGCCGGGACUCGGCAACUGGGAGGUGGGCAGGACCUUCCGGGAGAGGCCGAGGGCGCGUCGAGGGGCAACCAAGGUCAUAGCGGAUGACAGAGGUCACCUCCUUCCGGGCGCAAGGACUCAAGCCAGUCCUUGGGGACCCCUUACUCAGACUCUAGACCCUAACGUGACAGACAGACCGACGAAAACAAGUGAAUCUCAGAAUGCGCAACCCGAGUCAGAGGACGAGAAGGACGGUUCUUCGGACGAGGACAUCUUUCUCAAGAUCACAGGUAACGGGCUCAUGUCUGGAAGUGGGAGCUCCCCUGGAAGCGCGGGAGGAAGCGGUCACAACGGAGCUGCCACUCCCGCUUCCUCCAUGUCGGCUGCCUCCUUCAGGAAGCGCUCGGCUGCCAACGCAGCGGCUCCUUCGUCCAGGACGUCUCGAAGACCAUCAGCCGCCAGCAGCCAUUGCUCUUCGGCCGCCUCUACCGCAAGCGCUGAUAGAGCGCUGAAGGAAGUAGCCCAUAUUCCAGCCGACACUGUGGAGGAUGCCCUCCUACCUCGGAAACCAGAAGAAGAACUGACUGAACUCACCGGUUCCAGAGCUCUUGCCAUCCGCCUGGUUGACCAUCCAGCACCCACCAAUUGCACUAAGUAUGUCAUUCUUAGGCCUAACACUGCACCUUCCCCUGCACCGGUGACAAAGGCACCGUUACUGCCCAAAAGGCCGAAAACUGCAAAAAUCAUACGAAAGGUACCUGAGAUUGAAUUUGCCUUGAAGUGGGAUCUCAAAGAGAAUGACAUCCUGGAAGAAGAAGAAGAAGAGCAAGAGAGCGAAGAUAUUGAGGUUGUUGACCUGAAAAAGGGCAAGAAGCAUCGGGAUCCUCCAACACCUCGUUCUGUAAGUUCUAUAGAUUCUGGAAUUCAUGCUCCAAAGGCUGCCUGGAAUGAUGGACCUGAUACUCACGAGCUCACUACCAAGCUGGAAAACUUGAAGAUUAAUCACGGGGCAAAGUCCAGAGGAUCUACCCCCGAACCAGAAUCAGGUUAUGGAACUCCAAAAUCAGUUAGUUCAGGUAAGAGCCUGCCGUCGGUGAGCUCUCGCGCUAGUUCCAGAGCAGCUAGUGUGAAAUCUUCUCCCAAAACAGACAAAGCGGUGGUUGUAAGUGCAGGUGGCAUUAAAACUAGAAGUCAGAAAAUAUCCAUGGAUGCACAGAGAUUGGCUCAAGAGAGUCCAAAGUCCUCUUCGAAGUCCAGAGGCUCUUCUCCGAGCUUAGGAAAGCAAACACCAAAGUCGGCCAAAGAGUCCGCUAGAAGUGGUAAGGUUCACUAUUCUUCUCGAGAAUCUAAAUCAGCCACACCACAGCCACAAGAGAAGAAUCCACCAGCGCCCCCAGUGAGGGACCCUCUGGAAAUUAUGGAAACAAUGGAUUCUGUGUUCCACGUGGUUCCUUUAAGAGAUACAGGACGAUCAUUAACACAGAGAAGUUAUCAACCCGGUGAGAGACAACACGUUGCUGCCACAACACAGACAGAGGAUGUAGCAGAAGAUAACACAAAGAAGAAUGGUCCUGAUGCAAUGGAUGCAAGGAUAAGACACAACCACCCGAAACACAUCCGCUCCAGAAACUGCCUGGCCUGUGAGGUGAGGGCUCUGGAAGACCCUCCCAGGAAAUUCCAGGGGCCCUCAGACUACAAACCAGCCUUCAAAGCCGGGAAGCCACAUCAUCAGAGCGGCGUCAGUAAGCCAAAGUACAUCCGUCAGAGCGACCGUUACAACGCCCGUUUGAAGGCCAGACACGAGCCUCUGCGGAUCUGGAAGAUAAACACCUUGAGUUCUCCCUUCUGCAACCGGCCUGGGUACGGACAGGACCAGUACCCAGACCACAUGAGACUCAGGUCGACUUACGGCAUGGCGAACGCCACCAGUACAGCCACCAAACCGUCUCAGAGGGGACCUCUUAUCAAAAAACUUUACCUCUGAGGCGAGCAGACUCCUAAGUGGUAGGAAUACAGUCACUUACGCCAUUAGUAAUGCCACAUGUUCUUAGAGAUUUGUCGUCAAGAGAGACUGUUUUCAGAAAGGGGUAGGUCUUGCUUCUGGUGUCAAGAGAGAAGAUACCGGAUGUUUUUAUCCAACAAUUCUUCCUUAUGGCUUAACAAUGGCUGCACGAGAGACUGCAUCUUCAUAAAGCAAAUAACUGAUCUAAGAUUGUGCAGUAGGAGUGUGGCUGGAUUUAAUUUAGCCUCAGUAAACGCCAUGAAUAACUAUCGUUAACGAACGCUUACUGCCGAGGCAUAAAUGAUGACAGAAAUGAUGCGCGCAGGCUAAUAUUCAUUGGGCAACAUUCAGCCUUGGAUGUUAUUCUAUACAUAUGUUAAUUUCACAACACUGAAGCCUCAAGUUUCCCACGUAGAGGACUUUUUAUUAAAAGUUGCUUUGGAAAGUGAACUUUAUAGAAAAUCGUGCAGUCUGUAUAAUAUGAUCCACUGUGAUUGUUGCAGAUUAAGUUUCAGUUCCGUUACCUUUGCAGUUUUGAAGAGUCUCGCAAGACGAAUGACCUUACUGAAGUCCAGCUCUGCAUGUGCUUUGAUCAUAAAUAACUUUAUAUAUACUUACGAAAGAUGAAUUAUUCAAAUGAACUAUUUUCUUGGACACAUUCCAAGGUUAGAGAUUGGGUUUAUUAAUGUCUCUUGCCCAGUGUGACAUUAAAUCUUUCAAGAGUGACUUACUGAAUCUUCAGAUUUCAGAGGUGCGUGUGGUUCAUUUCAGAAAACAGCC
Messenger RNA from Macrobrachium nipponense, 3295 nucleotides. RefSeq lists its product as uncharacterized. NCBI's taxonomy places the organism in Eukaryota, Metazoa, Arthropoda, Malacostraca, Decapoda, Palaemonidae. Gene Ontology annotation, cellular component: ciliary basal body. Gene Ontology annotation, biological process: cilium organization. The record is from RefSeq and is a predicted model, not a curated record.